Molecule: messenger RNA, 1723 nt
Organism: Benincasa hispida (wax gourd)
Lineage: Eukaryota; Viridiplantae; Streptophyta; Magnoliopsida; Cucurbitales; Cucurbitaceae
Product: coiled-coil protein
Source: RefSeq, a predicted model, not a curated record
UCUAAAAUGCAAUCCGUCUAGGGGCACAGUAAUCGACUUGCCAAACACACUCACAACGGAAAGUACGUUAUUUUCGUCGGACUCUAUUUUCACGUGCUGCUCACGUGUUUCAUCCCUUUGCUCGUCACCGACUGAGCCGGCCGAGGGUUUAUUUCUCACCGGGGAAGAGACGGCGGCAAGAGAAGAAGAUGGAAUUGGCGACGAUGGAGACGGCGGAGGCAGCGGCCGCGAAAGGAUUGAGUUGCGAAGCCAUGGAUUGCUUGUCGGAAAGGCUUUCGUUGCAGGAAGAUCUUUACUUUCCUCGCGCGCUUCAAUCCACUGCCACGAAUCCGUCUCAGCGCAAGGCCAUUCUGCUCGACCUUCUUUCUCGCGAUGUCGCCGUGUUUCUUGAAAGAUAUGGAUCACAGUUGACAUCCAGUGAGCUCCAUGAGUUUGAUGCUCUUAAGGAUGAUUAUGAGAUCAAUUGGCACUUAAAGCACCUUCGGAGUAUAAAGAGUCCGACAUCAGAUGAAUUACACACUAGGUCAGUUAUUGUGAAAAAUAGGAGACGGGCAUAUCUGAAUAAAUUGAUAUAUGAUGGCCAGUACUUCUCGGAGGAUGCAAUGAGGGAGAGAGAGCCUUUUUUGCAUUAUGAGUAUGUAGGGAAGUUUCAGGAUCCAAGUGGGAGAGGAAUGGCAAGACCAGGGGAGCGGUGGUCAGAGACUCUGAUGAGAAGAUCAGAGGAAGCAAUGUUGGUUGCUAAGAUCAGAGGAGAGCAACGCAGGUUAGGUGUUGCCGAGAGGGAGUUGGUAGGUAAUGAUGUAAACCAAGGGGAAGAAGAGGAGGAGGAGGAGGAGGAGGAAGAGGAAGAAGAGGAAGAGGAAGAAGAGGAAGAGAAAGAGGAAGAAGGGGAGGACAGGAAAGGUAAUAAUAAGCCUGCUAAUGGAGUUGAUUCCAUGGAGGUAACCAGUGCCAUGGAUGAUCAUCAUGAAAGGUCAGCAACAGGGAAUAGUCAAGCUGCUGAGGGUGGGUCCAAUCAUGUAGCAAUCUUAUCUGAAGCAGAUAUGCAAGAUCAGAUGGAUCAAUUCACAUACAUCAUGCAUCAGAAGUUUUUGUUGGGAGAAGACAAUGAGCAUUUAGAUUACUCAAAAAUAGACAAUGAUGAGACCUUGGAUGAUCACUGGCUGAGGGAAGCCAAUGAUGAUGCUGAGGAGAAAUACUUCGACCAAGAUUAGAGGGGAUGAAAGUUCCUAUUCAGAUGACGGAACUGGAAAAAGAUAAGAAGAAAUUCAAGUGCAAACGAGAUGAUGAUGAUCUGCAAUGAGAUGACGAAUGCAGUUAAAAGACUCCGCUGAACGAUAUCGUAACUCUGGUAAGAUUAUCACCUUUGUGCUAACCCUAAUGGCAAGGGCAGGUUCCAGGAGUAUGGGGAUAAUUGUGUGCCACACUCCAUGAGUUUGGCUUUAGCUUUGCAGGUAUUAGUUUGGCAUUAGCUUUUUGCAGUUCCAUUGGCUUUUUAUUUCUCACAGAAAAAAAAGGUUACUCAAAUGGAUAGAGAGAGUUUUUAUGAAAUUGAUAUGGAGAAAUUGGGUUGCUGGUAUUGGCAUCUGGCUCAACUGAAAUCUUGUAGUUCUACUCAUGUUCUUUAUGGAAUGUGUGAAUAUUGAUUGAGAUCAUUAUCGGCCUUUAACUCUCAAUCUGGUCAUGAUCAUUGUUGUAUAAAUAUGAUAGGUUAAACUAUAAA